UUCCAAUUGGCAUAUCAACUCACAGCUUUUCCUUUGUUUGCUUCUUGUUGUAUUUGAAACUACGUCUUUUUACUUUUGUAACUUGAAGACAAUUUGACGAUAACAGCGGAUAAUAACGCCGCAAAAACUCAAACAAUACCUUCACCAUCCUCCCAGGCUACGACUCAACAAAAAGUAAUGUCCAACUCACUAAAUGUAUUGUGUGCUAUAUGUAGUGAAUACUUCAGUAGCUGUGCAAUUAUCUACUGCACGACCAAAUGUGGCCAUGUUUUCCAUCAACAAUGUCUGACCCGGUGGUUGUCUCACUCGGAUAGUUGCCCACAAUGUCGUAGAAAAUGCCAUCGUCAUAUGGUGCAUCGUGUGUAUCUUAAUUUUUCCGAGCCCUUACCAGCGGAUGAUUUAGAAAGUGAGGCAGUGAAAUCCUUUGAUUGGUUCCCAUUCGAUAAUAACAUGACUGCAGAAAAGAUUUCAAAGUUUGGCUUAAAAUUGGAUGACGAUGAAGACGGUGACGCCAUAUAUGCCGCACAUGUUUAUCUACACAAUGACCUUUUGCCUGCUUUUUAUGUUCCCAAGAAAAAAGGUGUCUACUGUGCAUGGAAUUGUCAAUCACAUUUUCUAGAAGAUGAAAUUGAAUUGUUGGAUGUUUCCAACGAUAGCGAAGUCGAAUACAAAUGGGUGGCUGCAGCAAAUGGUGAAAUACCGGAGCAUGCAUUGGCUUUCGGCUACAGUGAUACUGGUGAAUCUCUAUAUUGCGGUCGAGCAUUAGUGGAAGGACGCAUACGGUAUGGAAAACUACACCCAUCUCAUAGUUGUUGUUAUGUGCCCUUCGAACGAUUCGAAAAGAAUAAUAACAUCUACGAAGUUCUAGUAAGAGUUCCCAAGAAAGAAAAUAGCACAUAACCACAUAUGGGCAACGCAUAAGAUCAUAUCGGGAACCAAAGCUAUCAGUCGUUAUGUAUCUACCAGAAGUUAUAUUUAUGUAUUCUAAAUGUUUGUUCGUCUAGUUGCUCUUAAGGGCAGAAAUAGAUAUUAGUAUAUAAAUUAUUUUCGCAAUCUCGACAAAGAAUGAGUCACUAAGUAUAGAUGUGUAUGUAUGGAAAUAAAAUUGAAUGGCAUCAA
Messenger RNA from Stomoxys calcitrans (stable fly), 1119 nucleotides. RefSeq lists its product as uncharacterized. The coding region runs from base 178 to 900 and encodes 240 amino acids. NCBI's taxonomy places the organism in Eukaryota, Metazoa, Arthropoda, Insecta, Diptera, Muscidae. The transcript has a single exon. The record is from RefSeq and is a predicted model, not a curated record.